Molecule: messenger RNA, 1025 nt
Organism: Chanos chanos (milkfish)
Lineage: Eukaryota; Metazoa; Chordata; Actinopteri; Gonorynchiformes; Chanidae
Product: 14-3-3 protein epsilon
Exons: 6
Coding region: 138-905 (255 amino acids)
Source: RefSeq, a predicted model, not a curated record
GAGCUACCGGUAAAGUGGGGAUUCCAGGCUACUGCUGUUGCUCCGCCAGGAACCACCAAACGAGACAGACUCACCCUCCUUCCUUCGAGCCUUUCCCUCUGCCCGCAUAACAUCGCCAACCCCGACCCCUGAGCAACAUGGCAGAUCGAGAGCAUUUAGUAUAUCAAGCUAAACUUGCCGAGCAAGCAGAAAGAUAUGACGAAAUGGUGGAGUCGAUGAAGACGGUGGCGGGGAAGGAUGUGGAGCUGACUGUGGAGGAGAGGAAUCUGCUGUCGGUGGCCUAUAAGAACGUGAUUGGAGCACGGAGAGCAUCCUGGAGAAUAAUCAGUAGCAUCGAACAGAAGGAGGAAAACAAAGGAGGAGAAGACAAACUCAAAAUGAUUCGGGAAUACAGGCAAACGGUUGAGAAGGAGCUGAAAUCCAUCUGUAAUGACAUUCUGGAUGUACUGGACAAGCACCUCAUUCCUGCAGCCAACACGGGAGAAUCCAAGGUUUUCUACUAUAAAAUGAAGGGUGACUACCACAGGUACCUGGCAGAGUUUGCCACAGGAAACGACAGAAAAGAAGCAGCGGAGAACAGUUUGGUGGCGUACAAAGCGGCCAGUGACAUCGCCAUGAUCGAGCUGCCCCCCACACACCCCAUCCGCCUGGGGCUGGCGCUCAACUUCUCCGUCUUCUACUACGAAAUCCUCAACUCCCCAGACCGCGCCUGCAGGUUGGCCAAGGCUGCCUUUGACGAUGCUAUAGCAGAACUGGACACUCUGAGUGAGGAAAGUUACAAAGACUCAACACUCAUCAUGCAGCUGCUGAGGGACAACCUUACACUCUGGACUUCAGACAUGCAGGGAGACGGUGAAGAACAGAAUAAAGAAGCACUGCAGGAUGUGGAGGAUGAGAACCAGUGAGACAUUACAGCCAACAUGCCACGCCCCUUUUCCUGCCUCCAGUCCCUCUCUCUCAGUCUCUCUCUCUCUCUCUCUCACUCUCUCUCUCUCUCUCCCCAUCUCAGUCUCUCUCUCUCUCUC